UGACGGGCUUGUUCGGGCGGGUAACAUUACCAAGAUGGCGGCACCCUCAGCUGCGAGCGCCGUGGACGUUCAGACUCGAUUCGGCCACUCGGUGAAGGGACUGUUGACCGAGAAGGUGACCAGCUGCGGCACGGAUGUCAUCGCCCUCACCAAACAGGUGUUGAAGGGUUCGCGGAGCGCCGAGGUGAGAGAGACUACGAGGCCCAGAAAGCACUGCGCUGGGGCAAAACUUUAGACCGGCAGCAGGGGAGCGCAAUGCAUGGUGGGAUUUGUAUUCUCGUUGGGAUGCCGGCUGCUUUGGAACUGCUCCAGCUUCCUAUCGCUUUAAGGGGUGUGUGGUGCCCUAGGCAUGGGGGGAGGGGGUUGGACAGCAGCUGAGUAGUGCUUUCCAUUGCACUCCUUGUUCUGGUUUUAAAAAUGGGUAUCGAAACGGGGAUUUAAAAUCAAAAGUUCUCAGCACACUUGCUGUUUCCACCUCCUUUUAAAAGCCGUAGUAGUUCUCUCCCACUAGCUGCAAUAAUAAAAUACUGUGCUCUGCCCCGUUCGGGCUGACAGAUGAUUGGCAAUCGAAUCCUGGUCUGCCUUUCUGCAGAGAAGCCUGCAGGAUUGGGCCAGCAUCAUCUUCUCACAGUAUCUUGCCAGAUGCCUGUGGGAAGUCCCCAAGCUAGACAUGAGAACAACAGCCUUCUGCCCACCUGUGAUUCCCAGCAACUGACAGUCUCCAAGUUGAGAAAGGGGUGGGGGUAGGGAUUUGAUACAAGUUGCUUGCAUUUAUUAAAGAACAUAAGUGAUGAUGCUUUUGAAAAGGACAAAAGCCCUGUUGUUUUUGCCUGGGAGGGAGGAUUUUGACUUUUUAACAGUCAAAAUUUGUAAAAUUUAUUCCCUAUUUUGAGGUAUUACAUGCAAGUGGCUGAACACAUCUGCAAGAUAUGUUGGCCUUAAAAGCAAGAAGUUGUCAAAUACAGAAGUAUAUCGGGGGGGUGUUUGGAAGUACUUUUUAUUUAUUUUUUUGCUCCCAUACAGAAAACAUUAAAAUUCUUCCACUCAUGAGAAUAAGGUAUAAUAGAGGUUAGCCGCUCCCUGCAAGGCCCCUUCCACUUGGCCUAGUGGACGAGGCCUAGACUCACCAGCCCUACUGAAGAGGCUCCUCAUGAGGCCAAAGGAACAUUGCCUGGCUAUUGUUUUAUUGAUUUAAUAUGCUGUAAACCGCUUUGAGAUUUUUAUUAAAAAUAUAAAGAUAAAUAAAUAAAUAAAUAAAUACCCUUGCAGAGAACUCCUGGCAGAAUGCAAGGAGGCGGGUGCAGGACUCAGAGCAAAUCUGUUGCCCCUCUCAAAGUGCCACUUGAGGCAACAGCCUCAGAGAGGUUCAUGGGGGGAGACUGCAUGGCAUUACCUAUUUUCUGGGACUCCCUGGGUUAAAACUCUGGGAGAUGAUUUAUAACGAGGUAAAGAGAAUAUUUAAGGAGGCUCUACCCAAAAGACCAGAAGCUUUUCUUUUAGGGGUAACUGGGACAGAUGUACACAAAAAAAAAAUCUUGUAUGUGAGCAAGAAUACUAUAUGUACACAAAAAAUUGUGAGAUGAGGCAGUACCUACUAAAAAGGAUUGGCAGUUGAAGCUGAUGGAAUAUGCUGAAUUAGCAAAUUUAACUAGUAAAAUUACAGAGCAAGAUGAGACUUUUUUCAAGGAGGAUUGGAAAAUGUUUGUAGAUUAUUAUUUUUUUAUUGUAAACAUGUUAAAACGCAAGCAGGAUUUGACUAAGGACAGCAGAAAAUGUAUACUGCGAAUACGGUGGAGGAGAGAAGGUAUAGAAUAAUUAUAAUAUGCAGCAGUACUAGGAAAUUUGAGGAAACCAUGGAAGGGUAGAGGGGAAGUCAGACACUAACGGAAUGCUGAUUGGAAAAUGCUGUACAAUUUGUUUUAUUUUCUUUUGAAAAACAUAUAAAUAAGAAUUAGUCAGUUUAUUGUGUUUUAGCAGACAGCCAUUAUACACAUGAAAAUGAUAACAAAAAUAUUAAUAAUAGAGAUUUACAUUUCUGCUCCUUAACCUUUAAAGGAUAAAUCAUUUCCUAUAACCCCUUUAAGUUUAAUAGCAUGGAUUUGUAGAGCCUUAGCAAGAAAUUCAGAUAUUCUGAAAGGAUAUAUACUUCUCUACAAGAGACAGCAAAAAACAAGUAUUUGCUGGGGGUGACCUUCCCUUAGCAAUGGGUGAAUAGUAGCACAUGAGUUGUAUCUUCUAUUGACACAGAGUUGCAACCACAAACUUUGUCAUUCUUAGGAAUUCCUUUGUGCCAGCUAAUCUAGUCCUCUAGCAGAAGGACAUUUAACCUUGCUUGUGUAAAGGCUACCCUCAUUUUAAUGUUUGGUAGGUCUACCAGAUAUCUUAGAAGGGAUAAGUUCAAUGGAAUAAAGGAAGCAUACAAAUUAAUCAAUUGUCAAGUCUCGAUUUCAGCUGCUCGUGAUUGCAUCUCAAUGUCCCCAAGCCUUUGGAGCAGGGGUCAGCAAACUUUUUCAGUGGGGGGGGGGGGGCGGUCCCUCAGACCUUGUCAGCGGCCGGACUAUGUUUUGAAGAAGAAGAAAUGAACAAAUUCCUAUGCCCCACAAAUAACCCAGUGAUGCAUUUUAAAUAAAAGGACACAUUCUACUCAUGUAAAAGCAUGCUGAUUCCCGGACCGUCCGUGGGCCAGAUUUAGAAGGUGAUUGGGCCAGAUCUGGCCCCCAGGCCUUAGUUUGCCUACCCAUGCUUUGGAGUAUUAAUUCUUUAGCUUACUUGAAACCUUGUGUCAAAAGAAAAGAGAAUUCCAAACUCAUGGCAGCCGACUGCAUGUUUCCAUGAGUCUCAAAUAAUAUAUUUUUUUAACCCUCUGUUAAGCCUGCAAUAAUUCUUACAUUUAGAUUGCUUAAAUGCUAUUGAAAUAGUAAGCUAUGAGCAGAAUUGGCACCUUUGAGGACCAGUGGAAUGCUACAUCACUGGCACCUAAGAACAGGAAACUUGUGUAUCUUACUGUGGCUUCCAUGUCUUUCAGUUCUUAGGACAAGCUGCCAGAAACAUGGUGAUGCAAGAGGAUGCCAUUCUGCACUCAGAAGAUGUAAGAAAUACUUGAGCUACAAAAGUGGGGACUUUGUCAGAUAACUAGGUUCUUCUCUGUGAACUGCAAGACAUGGGAAAAAGAGGAGGUGACUCGUAAAGUGCAGGGUUAGGAAUUGAAAGGUGUUUGUUUCCCCGCCAUUCCUAACAUGAUCUGGACUUCACCCCAGAAGCACUAUAGGCUACCUGCCUUUAUCAUUUUCAAAUAGUCUACAUUAGUGUUUAUGUAUUUAUCAGAAUAAGGGACGCAGGUGGUGCUGUGGGUAAAACCUCAGCACCUAGGACUUGCCGAUCGCAUGGUCGGCGGUUCGAAUCCCCGCGGCGGGGUGCGCUCCCGUUGCUCGGUCCCAGCGCCUGCCAACCUAGCAGUUCGAAAGCACCCCCGGGUGCAAGUAGAUAAAUAGGGACCGCUUACUAGCGGGAAGGUAAACGGCGUUUCCGUGUGCGGCUCUGGCUCGCCAGAGCAGCUUCGUCACGCUGGCCACGUGACCCGGAAGUGUCUGCGGACAGCGCUGGCUCCCGGCCUAUAGAGUGAGAUGAGCGCACAACCCUAGAGUCUGUCAAGACUAGCCCGUACGGGCAGGGGUACCUUUACCUAUUUAUCAGAAUAGCCUUGACAUUAGUAUUAAUGGUUAGAUUUAAAGAGAAUUAAACAGUCAUUGGCUUAUUGUUAUCUAUACCAAGAACGUUACCAGCUUUGAGCUAGACAAAAAAAAAAUCAUUCAUCUCUAGUUGUUCAUCUUUGAAAUAUGGGACUGUGGACAUUGCUACAUACGGUUGGCUUAUAUAUCUGUGCAUCCCCGCCCCAAUAAUUCCCAUCUUGUGCCUUCAUGAUUUAUGUUGGCGUUUCAGUAAGUAAGUGUAUGGGGGGGGGCCUCGUUUAAUUUCACUGCAUACAGGUGGUGUAGUGACAAUAAAGGUUUAUUAUUUAUUAUAUUAAUUCUUGAGCAGUAUUGGCAGUCUACAGACUUCUAGGUGAGCCAGUCUAUGUGGCAAGGGAGCUUGCUCAGCUUCUGUGGCUAAGAGGGGAACUCUGCUUCCUAGGAAACUUAACCAAAACUAGAAAAUGCAAUUACAUUUUCCCAUAAUUUAUACAGUUGCUGGUGAUGAACCUUAGGCCAUGGCUGGUGGCAGAUGGUAUGGUUGGUUACAGAUGGUAUGUGAGCUGUAUGUUGUCCAGCCCAAGCCUGGUAGAUUUUUAUUUUUUAUUUUAAUCAAGCUUGCCAAUUAGGAAUCUUGCUUGUUGCUCUCAGGAUUAGAAUUCCAAAAUUACUGAAUUGAAUCUGAAAUCCAGUAUUAAAUAAAAUUAAAAGGGAAGCUCCCAAAUGAGUUCUAGGAGGGUGUGUCAUGAUCAGAACUGAAAAAUUUGGAAGAAUGUAUGAAGUGGCUAGGUAUUGAGCUGGAAAAAUAAAAUUGUUAAAUAAAGUUAAUUUCAAAAGCUUUCAGAUCAUUCAGAACACUAGGAGAGUGUAACACAAAAUGCCAUGAGUAAUGAUUGAGAAUCAUAGUGAGGGGAAAUCUACCGUAUUUAAUAUUUUCUCCUUUGCAGAGUUUAAGGAAAAUGGCCAUUAUAACUACUCAUCUGCAGUACCAGUAAGUAUAUGCAUUGUGUACUCUUUAUUUGAUUGACCAGGACUAUUAAAAUCUCAUCCCCUCUAAUGUUUCCAGUGUCCAGGCUGUGAUGUAACCAAAACUUCACUUACCAAACACAAAAGUGACAUUUCAGCAAGCUUGGGGGAACUUCAUGAUUUGCAGAAGUAGAAAAACAUUUUUUUUGGGGGGGGACCCUAAGGAGGAAAUCUUCCCAAACAUGCUUAUUGUCCAAUGAAUGCUGUCUGACUGUUGGGGAUUGUAGAAUGGAACAAAAAAUGCUGGAAUCUUGAACAGCUACACUCCACACUGCAUUAUUUUGUUACUCUUGUCCUCUACUAUCAGCAUUCCAAGAUAGCUUCUGUUAUUAACUACUAAGAUAAAAUAGCUAAAUUGAUUCUUAGGUUGUUUUACCUUACACAUCUCUGAGAAGCAUCUAAUGGCCAUCAUAAAAGGAAUCUUCAGAAGUAGGAUUUAUCUUUUUGCAGCUUUACUUCACAAGCUUCUUUGCAACACUGGUAGCAAUUUCAGGAUGUCAGUUCAGUUCUAUAUAUCAUGGAAGUGAAGUCAAUCUGAUACUCGUUCAUUUAUUUAGCCUCCUGAAAUCAGGCCGCCUUUCAUCAGUUCAGAAUUCAGUUCAACCUGUUUGUGUUCUUAAGCACCUUGCAGCCAGUUUCCUUAUAAUUUAUUUUAUAUUGACAUUUUUUUUUUCUAGGCAAGAAGCUAUUCAGAAAAAGUAAGUUUGCUCUGCUUUAUUUGAGUGGCUUUUACACUCCCCCUUGUUGCUACUUUUGCCUUUUCUUCUGUUCGUGUUAUUUUGAAUGUAAACCAAAUAGGUUAGAACUAUAUCACCUCUGUACAAAACUGUACAAAGGUGGCACACUGCUGGUACCAAAUAAAUGUUAAAUAAUAGUGAUAUUGCUUGAUUUUUAAAGUGUAACAUAGUAAAAACAGGUAAAAUGUGCGAUGAAAUAAAUACAUACAUAAAUAAAUAAUAACCCAGAGCCUUUAAUUUAUGAACUGCUUUUUAUGAAGCAUCUUGAAGCAGUUUACAAUAUAAUAAAAGCAUAUAUAAAACUGUUUGAUAUAUAAAAAUGGUUUUAAAAAGGUGAGUGGACCAAGAAGGCUAUACUCUUUACUGUUUUGGCUUUUUCCACCAUGGUUUCUGUUUCCUGCUCUACUGACCUCCAUUUGUGAGAGUAAGGCUUACUACUGGUGAGCAGUCCCUGUUUAACACAUUGGGACUUAUUUCCAAGUAAACACCCACAGGAUUGCACUUCAAAGGUUCCUCUCCUAGGUGACAUCCUGAUCGCUCAAGCUCAGAUUCAUUCUGCCAAUGAGCCUCAUGCUUAUGGCUUUCGUUUAAAUUGUCCCCAUUUACACCUCAUUUCUUCCUCACCCUCAUUUCUCAGUCAGAAAGAUGUGCAGUCCAAUCCUAGACAUGUUUAGUUGGAAGUAAGUCAGGACUCCCUCCAAGAUAAGUAUCUAGAAUGUUGGAUCUUUAGCUACUUGGUUGUUGAUGCAAUUGAAUUGAGGCCUGGGUGUAAAGUGGUUUUGUUAGGUAAAAACAAACAUUAUUUCUAUUUUUUUAAGCUGCUGCAAGAACCUUUUGGGUCAGUCAGUGGGAUAUUAAAUGUUAACCUUUAAAAUGGAAGCAUCUGUUCCCUUCUUGUUGACGUAGGGUGUCCUCUAAAGGAUAUUUUGGGAGGGGCGAUUAGUGGACUAAAUCAGCAGAUACCUCCCCAUUUUGUCCUGAAAACCCUGGUCCAUCUUUACAUUGCAGAAGCAGCCCAGACUGGCCCAUUUACAGUCAAUAUUUAAUAUAUUGUAAUAUCCUUGAGUGUCUAUUGAAGUCUUCCUUCUCAUCUUCAGUGUUGAACAGUCUUCAAAUUUGCGCGACCAACUGACUCACCUUCUGAAAUGAAGAGAGACUGUUGCACGGUGUUAAAGAGCUGAUAGAAACCACUGAGAAAAUACAUGUCUGAGGACUUAUGGAGACCCUUCCUCUAUUCCUUCUUCACCAAAUGCACUAUGGGACUGAUCUCAUCCCCAAAUAAUCUGCGAGUUUGUAAUGAUGCAAAGUGUACAUUGCACAGUGUAGAAGAUUCUGACCUGCAAAUGGAGGAAACUCUUGGAUUUUUUCCAUCGCCAAUGUUGCAGUUAUAAAAAGCUGGCUAUUUUAAUGUAUCUAAUUGCAGACUGCAAUCCCAUGUGUGCAUAUUUUUAAUGGAUUAAUUUUUCCAAGGAUUUACACUUCUGGAGAUCACAAAUGAAAUAUAUCUUGUUUUGUUUUAGAGUGCUUUAAAGGAUGAAACUCUUCUCUGUUCAGAGCUCGGUCAGAUUAAUCAGUAGGCUGAAAUUUUUCAUGUUUCAGGGCUGAGGAAUACAAUCUCAUGGUAGCUGGAUGAGCACUAGAAAGCUGUUUGAAAAAGCUGGAUGCAGGUGGUUCCCUGUGUAUGGUUAUUGUGCAUAGGUUCAACCAUCACUUUGUACUGGCAUUUUGCAUCCCUGAACAUGAAAAUCUAUCUAGUUUUACUACCUAAGUAAUUACAGAAAGAGUUAGAGGACUGGAAUUUUUCCCUUCCCAACUUGGUCUUUGUUUAGUGGGAGCUGAGUGUGCAGAGAUGAAAUUUGACAGCUUGUUUAGAUUUUCUUUAAAAGACUUAAGUUCAUCCAAUUUGCAAAUAAAUCAAUCUAUAUACAUCAAUAUAUAUAGCUGCCAAUGGUUUCUAAUUUAAGCUGCAAUCCUGUGCACAUUUAUCUGGGAAUACCGUAGUCCCCACUGAACACAUGGAACUUAACUUUUGUAUUAAUAUGCAUAGGAUUAUACUUUAAAUUUAUUUUCCCUUAUUUCUUAAUGCAGUUUUAGCUACAUGAGUGUGAGCUGUUCUGAAACUACUUGAGUUUGUGUAUUUCCUUUGCAGAAAGUGUUUGAAAGAGGUCCCUUAAGUCUGUACAUCUGCUGUCAGUUUUGGCCUUGGGCUACAUUCCUAAGCACUCACUGCUAUUACGGCUCGUGAUUAAGCAGCCUUGGCUUCAUUAUGUAAUAUCCUACAGAACCAGUAAUCUAUUCAGAUAUACAGCUGCAGAUGUACAUGCAAUAUCUUAUUUAUACAGUGCUGUGGCUUGAACCAAUUUAAAGCCCAUGGGAAACAGAACUGAUCUAAAAUACGUAUUUAAAAUAUAUUUGCAUUUCCUUUU
Messenger RNA from Podarcis lilfordi (Lilford's wall lizard), 7878 nucleotides. The record is from the annotation of a GenBank genome assembly. Lineage: Eukaryota; Metazoa; Chordata; Lepidosauria; Squamata; Lacertidae.